Molecule: messenger RNA, 1305 nt
Organism: Schistocerca cancellata (South American locust)
Lineage: Eukaryota; Metazoa; Arthropoda; Insecta; Orthoptera; Acrididae
Product: synaptic vesicle membrane protein VAT-1 homolog
Exons: 7
Coding region: 26-1093 (355 amino acids)
Molecular function (GO): oxidoreductase activity
Source: RefSeq, a predicted model, not a curated record
UUCUUACGCAGUGGAUUCCACUCCCAUGCAGUACACAGCACCGACCGUGACCCCUGGACCCAGCACCGGCUUUUCAUCGACAACGGUUGUUCUGUACGGGCAUGGUGACUUCGAUAAAGUCGCAGUUGAAGACACUCCAGCGCCUACAAAGCUUGAGGACGACCACAUCGAAUUAGCAGCUUUUUACCAUGGACUGAAUUUCACGGAUAAUUAUUUACGUUUGGGCAUAAUUAGAAACAAAGACUUUCCCGUUGUUAUGGGAAGCGAAUGUACUGGUAUUAUUGCGCGUAUAGGAGCCAACGUCCAUGAUCUGCUGGAGGGAGACAGGGUUCUUUGCUUGCGAAUGCAUGCUGGCCUGUUCCAGCGCAGCCUCCACAUACCGCGGAAAUACUGUUACAGGCUGGACGACCACAUCAGCCUACGCAACGGCCUCGCCUUAGGCCUCAACUUCGUGGUAGCUCACACUUGUCUGUUCGAACUGGGCCGACUGAAGCCGGGCCAGGUAGUCUUCAUGACGUCCGUCGGAGGUGGUGUUGGCACGUCCGUGGUCCAGCUCGCUCGUACAGUCCCAAACGUGACUGUUAUGGGGACCGCUUCAGAGUCAAAGCAUGAGAGUCUGCUGUCCCUGGGGAUCAACCACGUCUUCCGCUUCGGCCAGAGUUUCAUGAUGAAGAUACUCUUCCCGAGAGGCGCAGAUAUUGUCAUAAACAGCAAAGGUGGCUCAGAUAUCGAAGAGUGCCUCUAUUUGCUUAAACCUUUUGGAAGACUGAUUAACAUUGGCUCAAACAACUCUGUGAAAAGUGCAAUAAAUAUUCCAUUGCCGCUACAGAAACCGAAAUGGGAUGGCAAAAAUAUAAGGUCUGCGAGUAUCGUUGGUAGGAAUUACCUAAUGAGUGGGCUGGAUAUUGGAUACCACUUGGAAAAUAAUCGGCCCAAAGUGCAAGCUAUAUUGAGUCACGUAUUUGAUCUAGUAGGCAGUCAGGAAAUAAAGCCCAUUAUUCACACCAUUUUACCUAUGGAAAGGGCUGCAGAAGGCUUGAAACUACUGUGCAAGAGAGAGAACUUCGGGAAGGUAAUCUUACACAAAAUUUAAGUGUGAUCAGUUACGUGCAGCGGAGGAAUGGCUCAAGAUCAGUUCUUCAGACCCUAGAGGGAUACAGCUAGUAAAUCCUAGACAAGAGGAAACAGCGCAAAAACAACGAAACUGGCUGUGCUCUACAAUAACACUGAAGUUUGUGUUUUAAUUACGUCGUUGAGUUUUGAAAUCUUCAUAGCGACUUCGCUCAAAUUUUAUUGUACACUGUG